GUUGCCGUCAAGCAGCUGCACGCGGCGCCGCAAGACACGCGAGCCAUGCGGUCGUUUUGCCAGGAGGUUGGGCUGAUGGGCCGGCUCUCGCACCCAAAUUUGGUGAGGCUAUACGGCGCCACCGUCUCGCCCGACGGCUCCCUCGGCAUUGUCACCGAGCUCCUCCCUCGCGCGUCGGUCUUUGCACUCUUGCACCCGAGGGGCGCGCGCGGUGCCGCCGGCGACACCCCGCCCCCCCUCCCCUUGGUAUGGCGGCUGCUGCGGGGCUGCGCGCGUGGGAUGGCGUACCUCCACUCCCUCAACCCGCCCAUCAUCCACCGGGACCUGAAGUCGCAGAACCUUCUGCUCGCCGAGGACUACACCUUGAAGGUCGCGGACUUCGGGCUUGCCUGCGAGUACCUCCGGUCGGACCACUCGCAGGCCAUGUCGCGCGUCGGCUCGGUGCAGUGGGCGGCGCCCGAGGUGCUCUUGGGCGAGGCCUAUUCGCACAAGUGCGACCUCUGGUCCUUUGGGGUCGUGUGCUGGGAGCUGCUCACCGCCGCGAUCCCCUUCCACGGCCUCUCCGAUGUGACGGUCGCCACCAAAGUUGCACUCGAUGGGAUGCGGCUGCCGGUGCCCACUGGAGCGCCGCGCCCGCUGCUGCGCCUCAUGGCGCGCUGCUGGGCUGAGGAUCCGCGGAGACGGCCAGAGUUCCGCGCGCUCGUCUCCUUUCUCGAGGAUUUGGCGGCCAUCGCGGGAGCGUCGCCACCCCCGCCGGCGGCCAUCUCCCCGCCUGUGAGCGAGCUGCGCAGCUCGCCGCUCGGCGGGGCGAGUGGACCCGCUGGAGCCGCGCGGGCGCUCACUGAGCCGUCGCAGAGGGAGGGCGGCCGGGAAUGCACUCAUUCACGGUUGGCUUUCUGUAGGCGCAUUUGA
Messenger RNA from Emiliania huxleyi CCMP1516, 912 nucleotides. RefSeq lists its product as hypothetical. The record is from RefSeq and is a predicted model, not a curated record. NCBI's taxonomy places the organism in Eukaryota, Haptophyta, Isochrysidales, Noelaerhabdaceae. The annotation marks the transcript as partial. The transcript is spliced from 2 exons. Gene Ontology annotation, molecular function: ATP binding; protein kinase activity. Gene Ontology annotation, biological process: protein phosphorylation.